Corchorus capsularis is the source of this 6300-nucleotide messenger RNA. Lineage: Eukaryota; Viridiplantae; Streptophyta; Magnoliopsida; Malvales; Malvaceae. The record is from the annotation of a GenBank genome assembly.
AUGGGGAUCUUAACUCGCAGUACGGUUUCUAGAAAGCCGAAUGAGAGCAUGAGGCUUAUAGUGACGACCUUUGUUGGAAUAGUUUUUGGCUUCUUGGUAGGAGUAUCUUUCCCAACUUUGUCAUUAACAAAGCUCAAUCUAUCAAACAGCCUUCUUACUACCAUUGAUUUUGCUUACACUGAUUACAAAAAGUCAGGCCCCUCAAGCUCAGCUCAAGUGUCUCCCCCAAUUGGUAAUAAUGGCAACUCUGUUAAUGCUACAUCAGAGAAGAUUUGGGUCCCAUCAAAUCCUCGAGGUGCAGAAAGACUUCCACCAGGAAUUGUUAAAGCAGAGACAGACUUGUACCUACGCAGAUUGUGGGGCAAACCUAGUGAGGAUUUGACCAGCACACCAAAGUAUCUUGUUGCAUUUACUGUCGGUUAUGAUCAACGGCAGAAUAUUGAUGCAGCAGUUAAAAAGUUUUCAGGGAAUUUUACCAUCCUUCUAUUUCAUUAUGAUGGUAAAACAACUGAAUGGGAUGAGUUUGAGUGGUCAAAGCAGGCGAUACAUGUGAGUGUUCGGAGGCAGACUAAAUGGUGGUAUGCCAAGCGGUUUUUGCACCCUGACAUUGUGGCACCCUAUGACUACAUAUUUAUCUGGGAUGAGGACUUGGGGGUUGAGCAUUUCGACGCGGAAGAGUAUAUUAAACUGGUAAGGAAGCAUGGACUGGAGAUUUCACAGCCUGGUCUGGAACCAAAUAGAGGGUUAACCUGGCAAAUGACAAAAAGAAGAGGUGAUCGUGAAGUCCACAAAGAAACACAGGAGAAACCGGGCUGGUGCAAUCAUCCACAUCUCCCUCCUUGUGCAGCGUUUGUUGAGAUCAUGGCUCCUGUGUUUUCACGAGAUGCAUGGCGGUGUGUGUGGUAUAUGAUUCAGAAUGACUUAGUCCAUGGCUGGGGUCUUGAUUUCGCCCUCAGAAAAUGUGUAGAGCCUGCACAUGAGAAGAUAGGUGUUGUAGAUUCUCAGUGGAUCGUUCAUCAAUCUGUUCCCUCUCUCGGGAACCAGGGAGAGGCACAACAAGGCAAGGCACCAUGGCAAGGGGUAACAAUGAAAGAAACGGUGUGGAAAGCAAUGAAGCGAAUACGACGGAGUGGGCAUGUUUUGGGAAAAAUCAUUUCUGAGAAAACUCUCUUUAAGGGAGCGGUGAAAACCAUCCUGCGAAACUUAUGGCAUGAGGAUGAAGCCCCGGUGAUUGGUGAGGCUGGGAACAAUACUUUUAGUAUUUUCUUUGCUUCCAAAGAGUUGAUGGAGGCGGCGGUGCGAGCAAAUCCAUGGUCAGUGAUGGGCUCCUGUUUUAAUCUCAAGGAAUGGCCGAUGGACCUACCGAUAGGGGAGAUGAAUUUCGAUGAAGUGUCCUAUUGGGUCCAGAUUCAUAACCUUCCAAGAGAUAUGAUGUCGAUAAGGAAUGCCCAGAUUAUUGGUGGUAAUUUGGGUCGGAUUUUAGAGAUUGAAGAGCCAAAAGGAAGAUUUGGCUGGAAUAGAAGUUUUCUGCGUAUGAGAGUUUUGGUGAAAGCAGCGAACCCCCUAACUCCAGGCUUCUGGUUUCCGAGAGGAGAGGAUCGGAAGGUCUGGGCUGAGGUGAAAUAUGAGAAACUGUCAGACUUUUGCUUCUCCUGUGGUCGCUUAGGUCAUAUGAGUAAGCAUUGCAAAUUUGAUUCUCCUCCAAACGUUGUUUUUGGAAACUCGAUGAGAACGGGGUCGGCUAGAGCUUUGAUGUCACCGAAAAAGAAGCGGAGUAAUUCCUGGGGAGGAAGGCUGAGUGAUAGAAGUGAGCAGACAUCUGUGGUGGCGCGUAGCCUCUACAUGCCAUUGGUGCGUGAAAGACAAGAGGUGAGUGAAAACACGAUCCAUGCGCGUGGUGUGGAAUUAUCUACAAGGCCGAAAGAGAAGGGUCAGAGUAGUGGAGCGAAUUUCGGAGGCAGUUACAAACCAAUUCCCACUGAUGAGCAUGAGAAGCGGAAGGGAAUGAUUAUCCCAAUAUCAGAUAAGAUCAGGGAUAGACCGGGGGUGGCAGAUUUUGUUCAAGAUCCAGUUCGAGAAGUGUCUGAAAGUUUUGGGCCCAAUUUGAACUCUGAAAUUGCCAACUUAUCUAAUUUCUCUUGGCCAAAUGAAUUGCUGGGCCUUAAAUCUAUUGAACCUGACGUGGAAGGCUACAUUGAUGAACCAGGCUGUGCUGAGCUCCCAGGUUAUGAGCCCAUUGAUUCGGAGAUUGAAGAGUACCCCCCUGAGCCUGGUUGCGCGGAAUUACGUGUCAUUUCUAGCCCACCAAUGGGGACAAUUGUGAUGCAUUUCUAUGCCAGCCCAAAUAGAAGGCCGACUGAAACAUCAGAGACACCUCAAGGUAAGUCUGUUAGAAAAAGUCCAGUUAUCUCUCAUUCUAAAAUGCUAUCUACUAUUAUGAGCUUAUCUAAUGUUUUUCGUAAGCUGCAUUUGAAACGUAUUGAAAAGGAAGAGCUGUCUAAAGAAGGGGGGAGUAAGAAAGCUAGAUUAGCUAUUAUGAAUGAUGCUGAUGUUGAUGCUCCUGGUGCGGGUAAUGAGUUAGUCCCUUUUAUGGACAAUUAUUCCAGCUGCUUCAAGACAGGCAAUGAGUUGAUAGCCAAAGUUGGUAGAACUGUUAGAAAGGCUAAGAGAAGAGGAAGAAAACCAAGAGCCAGUCAGAACAUAGGAGUUAUUGUGGAAGAACUUGUAGACGUUCCUAUCGGGGCCGGAUCACCCUUGACAUUUAGAGCCCUUAGGGGUUUAAAGAAAGACCUUGAUCCGGAUGUGGUUUUCUUAAUGGAAACUAAAAAUACAGUGAGGAAACUUGAGUACAGAAGAAGAAAGCUGGGUUUUGAUUAUGGUGAAUAUGUGGAAGCCAAUGGCCUAAGUGGAGGUCUAGCUCUUUGGGGUAAACGUAAAAACUGCUUGAGAAUCAGAGACAAGGGAAGGAACUUUGUUGACUCUUGGUACUGUGAUGAUAGUGGUAUACCAUUGUUUCGUGUUAUUUGGGUUUACGCUCCUGUCGAUUAUUAUGAAAGGCAAGAUCUGUGGAGGAGAAUUGAGGUUAUGGUCUUGGAGAAUGACAACCCUUGUAUCUGCUUGGGUGAUUUCAACGAUAUUCUGGAUCAGGCUGAGAAGCUGGGAGGUAGAAGGAAAUCCCACAGGAAUAUAGCCAGCUUUAGAGACUUCAUAUCUCACUGCAACUUCAUUGAUAUGCCUAGUCAAUGGCAGCAGUUUACUUGGAGAUGUCGUAGGGAUGGUGAGAUAAUUCAAGAAAAGCUGGAUAGAGUUCUAGCAAACGCUGACUGGAUAGCGCAGAAUCCUAAAUGCAAAGUCAUUAACUUGUCGGCAAUUGGGUCAGACCAUUCACCCAUUGUCUGCUACUCUGAGUUUAAGAGCCUAUUCUCCAAAAGGAUUUUUAAAUUCGAAGCUAUGUGGGCUGAACAUCCAGAGUGUUAUAAUGUGAUUAAAGCUGGGUGGGAUAAGAAUAUUGAAGGCUCUAAAGCUUAUCAGUUGGUCCAAAAGCUUAAAGAGUGUGAGAGACUCCUCAGAGCUUGGAGUAGAAAAACUUUCCCAAAUAACAGAAGAGCUAUUGAAGAGAUUAAAACUAGAAUUGCAGCUAUGCAGGGCAAAGAAAUGACAGAUUUUGAUUUCAGAACAGUUGAACAAAUGGUUGAGCAAAUUGAUGAGUUAUGGAAAAAGGAAGAACAGUAUUGGUUUCAGAGGGCUCGUGUUAAAUGGCUCUGCUAUGGAGACCAAAACACCUCCUUCUUUCAUCAAACGACUUUGCAGAGAAGGCAGAAGAAUAAAGUGGUGAAGAUAAAAAACAGACAAGGGGACUGGGUUGAUGAAGAGAAAGAUAUAAGGAGCUGCUUCCUUGACUUCUUCAAAAAUCUUUAUACUAGUAGUGGCCCAAGAGACUGGAGGGAAGUUCUCAGCUAUGUUCCGAGUCUAAUCACUCCGGAGAUGAAUCAACAGUUGACUAGGAACUUCUCAGUAGAUGAAAUUAAAGAAGCUACUUUCCAACUUGGCAGGCACAAGUCCCCAGGACAUGAUGGCUUCAAUGGCCUAUUCUUCCAAGAUUACUGGAAUGAGGUGGGGAAGAGCAUUACAGAAGCUGUCCAAAGUUUCUUCCACAGUGGCAGAAUCCUUAAAGAGAUUAACAGAACUUUUAUUGUGCUCAUCCCCAAAACCAAUGCUCCUGAAGAGGUCAGUCAGUAUCGCCCAAUCAGUUUGUGUAACUUUGUUUACAAGAUCAUUUCCAGACUUAUGGUUAAUAGAUUGAAGAAAUGGCUGGAGAUUCUUAUUACUCAGAAUCAGAGUGCAUUUGUGGAAAAGAGACAAAUUCAAGACAAUAUAAUAGUGGCUCAUGAAGCUUUUCACUAUCUGAAGAUGAGAAAGAACAAGAGGAAAUGGGAGCUAGCUAUAAAGCUGGACAUGCAGAAAGCAUAUGACAGGAUUGAGUGGGACUUCUUAGAGGCGGUUAUGGAGAAAAUGGGAUUUGCUGACAAGUGGAUCAAGUGGGUGAUGCAGUGUGUAACUACUGUGAGUUAUUCAGUGGUGGUUAAUGGUGAGCCUGAUGGUAAUAUCAAGCCUACUAGAGGGUUAAGACAAGGGGACCCCUUGUCACCUUAUCUUUUUCUGCUGGUGGCUGAUGUUUUAUCAAGAAUGAUUCAUAAGGAAGCUGAAGAUAAGAAUCUGUCAGGCAUGAAACUUUCUAGAGCUGGACCUGAGAUCACACAUUUAUUAUUCGCUGAUGACUCCCUUUUCUUCCUUCAAGGUAAAAUGCAGAAUUAUGACAAGCUUAGAGACCUCAUUGAGAAAUACUGUAGGGCCUCGGGACAGCAAGUCAAUCUGGCUAAGUCUAGUCUCAUCUUUAGUGCAAACGCCUCUGAGGAUAUUAUGAAUGAAGUCUCCAUUCGCCUUGGCAUCCCUAUUGCUUCUAAUCUUGGCACCUACUUGGGUAUCCCAGCCACUUGGGGAAAAACUAGAAAAGAAGCUAUGCACUUUGUUAAAGAAAGAGUGUUCUCUCGUAUCCAAGGUUGGAAGCAAAAGAUGCUUUCUCAGGGGGGUAGGGAAGUGCUUCUUAAAGCAGUAGCUAGUGCUAUCCCUACUUAUUUUAUGUCUUGCUUCAAGUUUCCCAUCAGUCUGUGCAAUAAGAUGAACACAGGCAUGACUCGAUUUUGGUGGGGUCAACAAAAAGAAGAAAGUAGAAUUCAUUGGCAAAGCUGGGACAAGCUGACUAAAGCUAAAGAUGAGGGAGGUAUGGGGUGUAGACAGUUGGAACUCUUCAACCAAGCCCUCAUGGCCAAGCAGUAUUGGAAGAUAAUACAGAAUCCUGAUGCUCUGUGGGUUAAAGUGCUGAAGGGAAUUUAUUUCCCAAACUGUGAUGUUACUGAAGCUCGUAGAGGAAAAGUUAUUCUAAAUGGUGGUGAAGAGCAAUGCAAAUCCCUUAGAGUCAAAGAUCUCAUUGAUAAGGAAGGUGGUUGUUGGGAUUUAAGUCCCAUUGAACAAUGGCUAACACCUAAAUGUAGAAAAGCCAUAUUGGCAAUCCCUAUCUGCAGAACAGGCUGUUGCGAUAAGAAGAUCUGGCAUUAUGAGAAGAAUGGCAAAUAUACUGUUCGCUCAGGUUACCAUACCCUGAAAGCCACUAGGGAGAGACUCCUUAGUAGGAAAAUUACUAAUGGUGGUCUCUGCCCGAUUUGUCAGAAAGAAGAGGAAACAAUUGAACAUCUUUUGACUAAAUGUGACUGGACUGCUGCCGUUUGGUUUGGUGCUUUGGGGUAUAGAUUUAGUGGUGAUAACCCCCAACUUUUCAAAGACUGGUUCUUAUCGACUCUUGAUUCACUGAAUUCUGGAAAAGAUGACACUGGCAUGAAAAUAGCCUUCACUAGCUGGUUCAUAAGGAAGGCGAGUGGCAUUAGUGGUUUUGGGGUUUUGAUCCGAGAUCAUAGUGGCAAUGUUGUUGAUGGUAAAGUGGGUUCAGGCCAAUAUAGUUCUGCCCUCCAAGCUGAAGCAGAAGCUAUUCGUGAAGCAGCAACUCUUGCUCUCAAUCAUGGAAGUGGGAAGUUUAUUUUUGAAAGUGACUAUAAAGAGUUGGUUAAUGCUAUUUUAUCUGAUAAAUGUGGGAGAUGGGAGAUUGACUCUAUCUUAGAUGACUUCAGAGUUUCUUCAGCCAAGCUAAGAGAGGUCUCUGUCAGAUGGAUUAGCAGGAAGAUGAAUGCAGCUGCAGAUUGGCUAGCUACCAAGCCAAACAGGGAAUGUGUUCUAGCAAUUGGGUGA